This is a messenger RNA of Naumovozyma dairenensis CBS 421, 2103 nucleotides long. It is a transcript of the gene UTP8, whose product is annotated as Utp8p. The record is from RefSeq and is a predicted model, not a curated record. The transcript has a single exon. Lineage: Eukaryota; Fungi; Ascomycota; Saccharomycetes; Saccharomycetales; Saccharomycetaceae. Bases 1 to 2103 code for a protein of 700 amino acids.
AUGCCAUCUUUAUCCCAACCGUUCAGGUUAACGGUUCUACCAAAGAUUGCAUCACUAAGCAACUAUUCAUUACAAGGAGAUUACAUUCAAGUAACCAAAUCUACUUUCAAUCCAACCACGAACAAAGUUGUCAUCGGUGUGUCUGGUUCUGCCAUCUCUCAAUAUAUCAUUAAUCCUACACCAAAACUAAUAUUCAAUUACCCGAUUCCAUCCACUAAUAUCGUUACUGCAUGUGACGUCCUAGAGAAUGAUAAUGAUAAUACAAAUAAUGAAGUUUGGUGUUUCGGUUUAGUGGCUAAUAAAACAUAUACUUUGACUUUAAUCACUAAGGAUAAACAAAAAAGCUCUGCCACGAUGGAAGACGACGAGGAUGUUGUAGAUGUCAUUGAUACAACUAUCAAGGAUGAAUUUAACGUCAAACUUGAUAGUAAGAUCGUUGAUAUCAAGAUCAUAAAAAAAAAGGCAGAUGAUAUUUCCAUCAUGAUCGUUUUAGAAAAUGGGUUGAUUCAAUUUUUUAAUUCAUCCCUGAAACUUUUAAAUACCGUUAAGAUCAAUUAUAAAAAUGUUAAAUUUGUGGAACAUUUCAAAGAAGAUAACAAGGACUUUAUGUUUACCAUUUGUGAUUUAGGUGAUAAUAACAAAGUUUGUAUCAAAUUAUUCCAAAUUAAUAAUGAUAGUGCUAUUGAAUUAAACUCAAUAAUUAUGGAAAACUUUAAUGGACAAAAUGCUAAAUUUUGUUAUCAAUUUGGUAAAUUUUAUAAAUUGACCAAUAACAAUUUAAUGGUUUAUUCUUUACCACAAUUUCAAUUGGAACAUACUACUACCAUCCCAAUGAUAAAAACUGAUGAUCAAAUUGUUUCAAUGAAACCAAUCUCCACUAAUAGAAUCUUAUUAACUAUAAAUAAUAAAAUUUAUUUGUUAGAUCUAAUUCAUAAUUCUAUCCUAUCAGAAAGAGAAUUGACUCAUUUGAAAAGUUUACAAUUACUAAGAUCUGCAGUCAUUGGUAAAGGUGAAAAUAAUAAUAAAACAAUUACCAUUGGUGUCUCUACUAAAUUUGGUGUUAAUCCAACAUCGUCUUUGGAAAUUAUUAAUGUUGACGUAGGUUCUAACACUUUAAAAGAUUCCCUUGGGAAAUGUUUCCAAAACUUAAACUUACAAAAUCAAAUCCAAAUAAGUACUCAAGCCCUAAAGCCAUUAUUUGACCCAAACACUGAUGGAGAUAAAGAUGACGAUUUAUUUAAGAAACUUGUUACAAAGGAACAAUUCAACUAUGAUGAAAUUUUGACAAAAUUAUCAGAGAAUACAAACGAUAUUGGAAAAUUCGACGAGAUAUUCUUCCAAAGUUUUAAUAUUAAAAAGGAACAUUAUACAGAAAAUGAUAGAUUCAUAUAUAAUCAUGAAUUCUUCCUUAAAUUGAUUGAUUUGAUUUUUGAAAAAUUUGGAUCUACUGCUACCACAGCCCAGACAAAUGAAUAUCCAAAGACUUUAACAUUCUUAUUAACACACCCAUUAUUCCCAAUGGAACGUACUCAAUCUCUAUUAUCUAGGUUUGCAAAUCAUCCAAGAUUAUUCAAACAAGCUAUUGUUACCUGUCCGAACUUACCAUUACCUGAAUUAUUAAAUGAAUUAUUAACAAUAAAAAAUAAUGAGCUAUCAUUAGACAUAUCGUUAAGAAUCUUACAAGAUUAUUCCAAAGAUAGUAUAAAGCAAGAGCUAAGAAAUUUACCAAGAUUAGAAAUUGAAAAUUUUAUAGAUUUUAUACUUAAUGAUGAGAUUAAAGAUGAUCAAAAUAGUCCUCAAUUAUUCCAAUUGUUAGCAUUGGUUUUAGAUUCCAUUGGGUUAUUUGCAUUAAGUGAUAAUAUACUAGAGAAUUUAUCAGCAUAUAUUGACAGACAAGUUUCCAUUGUGGAGAAGAAUACAGAACUAUGGUAUUUGAUAGACUCUAAUAAUAACAUUUUCAGUCAUAAUAAGAAGGAUAAUUCUUUUUCCUCAGCAUCAGCGUCCACUAACAGUAAGAGUAAUAAUAUCAGUAGUAACAAUAAGAAAUCAUUUACACAAAAGGAAGCAUUACCAAUGUAUUCUGUCGAUUAUUUGGAACUGUGA